CAUGGAGGACACCGCUGGCAGUAAUCCCCAGUCUCUCGGAUUUACAGAAAAAUUAAAGUCGUGGCUCUCAUGGUCAUGGACUUACGUGUGCUUCAUUUGGUUCGGCAUGGUGCUGAUAAUGAUUUACGUCCUGUGGAGUCCGCUCAAACUGCAGGAAACUCUUACCUCAGCAUCAGUGUUUUUGAACACACUUACACCCAAGUUCUAUGUGGCUCUCACUGGAACCUCCUCUCUCAUCUCUGGACUCAUCCUUAUAUUUGAGUGGUGGUAUUUCCGUAAAUAUGGGACUUCGUUCAUUGAACAAGUGUCAGUGAGCCACCUGCGUCCUCUCCUGGGCGGAGUGGAGAGCAGCUCCACCACUGGUCUAUUUGCAUCAGUUAAUGGAGAGGCAGAGCCAAGGCCAAGUGUUUCAGAGUGCAAGGUCUGGAGAAAUCCUUUAAAUCUGUUCAGAGGAGCAGAAUAUAACAGGUACACCUGGGUAACAGGAAAGGAACCUUUAACAUACUACGAUAUGAAUCUGUCUGCUCAAGACCACCAGACCUUCUUCACAGGAGACACUCCACAGUUAAGGCCAGAGGACGCAGUGAUGCAGAAAGCCUGGAGAGAGAGAAAUCCUCAAGCCCGGAUCAGAGCAGCUUACCAGGCCAUAGAAAUGAACCAUGAAUGUGCUGCUGCUUAUGUGCUCUUAGCAGAGGAAGAAGCCACAACUAUUACAGAAGCAGAACGCCUCUUCAAAAAAGCACUUACUAUAGCUGGAAAAGAUAUCAACUUACUGGUAUACAUUAAACGCAGACUGGCGAUGUGUGCGCGCAAACUGGGGCGAAUAAAAGAAGCAGUAAAAAUGAUGAGAGAUUUAAUGAAGGAGUUCCCACUAUUAGGAAUGUUAAAUAUACAUGAAAACCUCUUAGAGGCACUUCUAGAGCUACAGGCAUAUGCUGAUGUCCAAGCAGUCCUCGCUAAAUAUGAUGACAUCAGUUUGCCAAAAUCAGCCACAAUAUGCUACACAUCAGCACUGCUGAAAGCACGGGCUGUAUCAGAUAAGUUUUCUCCAGAGGCCGCGUCGAGGCGAGGGCUCAGCACAGCAGAAAUGAAUGCUGUGGAGGCCAUACACAGAGCUGUUGAGUUCAAUCCACAUGUGCCAAAGUACUUGUUGGAGAUGAAGAGCCUGAUCCUGCCUCCAGAGCACAUCUUGAAGAGGGGUGACAGUGAGGCAGUGGCAUAUGCUUUCUUCCACCUGCAACACUGGAAAAGAGCAGAGGGAGCCUUAAACUUACUACACUGCACAUGGGAGGGCACCUUCCGGAUAAUUCCCUACCCAUUAGAGAAGGGUCACCUGUUUUACCCUUACCCAGGAUGCACAGAAACAGCAGACAGAGAGCUACUGCCCUCCUUCCACGAGGUGUCUGUGUACCCAAAGAAAGAGCUCCCCUUCUUCAUCCUCUUCACAGCAGGCCUUUGCUCCUUCACUGCCAUGCUGGCCAUGCUCACGCAUCAGUUCCCUGAGCUCAUGGGUGUCUUUGCCAAAGCAUUCUUCAGCACACUCUUUGCACCCCUGGGUUUCUUCGCAGACAAGAUGGAAAGCUUCAUGCCGUCCAGUUUUUGGCACCAGCUGACUCGGAUCUGACCCCAUCCCACUCACACACACACACACACUCACACACAUACACCAGUACCACUCCAAACCCUCGGACAAAAAGUGUUUGCUCUCCUGUCUUCAGCAUUACUGUCCACUUGCUGCAUUGUUACUGAUUAUGUUGGCUGAGGUUGUAUCAACACAGCAAUACCACCGCUCUUAAGACGCUCUCCCACACUGUUUGAGCUGCCAGUGUUUUUCCAGGACCACAUUUAGCGAAUAACAUUUGCGAGGAUUUCGCAGAGUCAUUCAUUUGCUCUUGAGUUCGAAUUGGGCAAUUUGAAGUUCUUAAGUGUCCCUCAAAGCUUGGCUGAGGAUUCUUUUGUGCAAAAAACAUAUUAGAACCUUUUUGAGAGGCACUAAAAUCAGGAAAAGCCUAAAAUAGUGAUCUUAAUAGUCCUCUAAAUGCUGUCUAGUCAAAUCAAUUUAUUUUAACCAGCAAGUAAUUUUCUUCAAGAAACAUACUAGUGCAUAAAGGUCAGUUCCCCUCUAUUCCCUGCUGUUGUUUUUAAAUGCAUCACAAAGUCCUUUUCAGUAUUUUGCAUGGGAACUUUAGUGCCCUGUUUCAACCCUAAAUACCCUGCAGACAUCCACUAAAGCAAAUUUAAAAGUCUGUAACAUCUCCUUAAAACCAGAGCUGUGAUUUACAGCUUCCAAGUGCCUGCAGUGUAUACAACGCCUCUGUGGUUCAACAGUUGUUACCAUGGCAUGACACCUCAGCAGUAUAUCACUGGAGCAACCAGAACAACAGAAAAGCAAAUGGGAUCAUCUCUGGUCACACUUUGGUGUUACAAGUGAUUGCACUUCAGCUUCUUAUAAGUUAAUGGGUUAUUUAGUGUUGCAAAAUGAAAAACAAGAGACACAUUUAGGAGUUAAUGUGCAGUUAUUGAACUAUAGAAGUAAUGCACAAGAUUACAGGGUGCACCAGCACAUUUUUAGAAGUCAUUUGAGGUAAUAGGACAAAUCUAAAAAACAACAACAAAAAAAAAGGUUGACUCUGCCCUAUAGUGUGUCCUAACAGCAUGCAACAGGAGCAAGCAUCAGAGACAGAAUCACCCUACUGCUCUUAGUAGUCUUUUUACAACCCCAGCGCAGCGGUAGAGAGCUGUCAACAUGAGUCUGUCUGCUCAACAGUCCUGCCCUAUAGUUAGGGAAGGUUUAUGUCGCCACUGUAACGGGGCUAAAUACCGCUAGUGCUGUGCUCAUGAGGAUUAACGCCAGUCUUUAUUAUAACAUUAAUGAACACUGGUCUGUUAUAAUUGGCCACAACAAAGAAUACGGUCUAGACCUGCCCUCGUUGUAAAGUGUGUUGAGAGAACUUUGGUGAUGAAUUGGCGCCAUACAAAGAAUGAUUGAAUUAGUGUAAUUUGUCUUCUAACAUAGUAUCCCAACAGCCUGCAAGUGAUGCAGCAUGAUUGAGCCUGAUGCUCAUUUCUAUUUCCUUUUCUGUUGCUCAUGUUGGCAUGGGCAAGGAUCUGACAAAAUGCUCAGUGUCCUAAAAAACAUUUCUAUUCUGUUCUAUUUUGUUUCAUUUUUCUUACUCAACAGAGCAGGUUAGCUAAACUCUGACUUUUGUUAACACAGAGGAAAAACUUCUCAGCUCAACGCCGUCAAAGACGAAAAGUUCUCAACAAACAUCCAAUAAAUCAUUUUUGUUAUAACAACAUUUAUAUUAAACUACAGCUGAGUAAUUUUGAAACAAAUAUCUAAUGGCAAUUAUUUUUGACUCAUUGGAAAGUCGGUACAAUUUUUUGUAGUGAAGGGAACGAUGAUUAUAUGUCUCUAUCAUUUUUAAGAAAACAAACACAACAAACAAAAAAAUGGAAAUUAGGAUUCUUUGGCAAAUUAUUCUAGGAAAAACUUUUAUUUCAAUGUUUGCAUAUCAUCUACCAGAUAUUAAACUGGUGUUUCGAAACACAUAGACAGUGAAAGAAAUAUUGCAUCUCCUGUGAUUUGAAAAUUGCAGGAGGAUAUGCUGUAGUUUCAUCUUAAUCUCAAUUAAUUGCCCAAAGCACCCUAAAUGUUUUUCUCUGCAUUGAAAAUAAACACACUAGAUGUCAUACUUUAUAAGGAACAAAACAAAAUAAGAUACAUCACUAAAAAGGUGCUAGAUCAAAAAAAUGAACAUGAAAGCAAAGAGAGCCACACAACAGAAAGCUCCUGUUCAAGCAUUAAUCAAAAAUAAGUGACAGUUUGAGCCAACAUGCUUUUAGGCAACAGUUUGAGGAAGAGCAUGUUGACUUGAAACAUCACGUUUUGUUAAUAAAUGCUUGAACAGGAGCUUCCUAGUAUGCAGACCUCUUUGCUUCUUUAUACUUUUUAAGGGGAAAUCUCCAAUUUAAGGAUCAAGAACGAAAUGUUAGAUGUAAUGUGGACAACAAGUGAAGCAAUACAGUGUUGGUGUGUGAUGCAAAGUGAUAUCUGACAAUAACAUGCUGUUAGGACACAGUUGUUUGUACCUCUGUAACUGAUUUGGUUCUGACAUUUUUUUCCCAAUGAAAGAGUUACUAAUUGUAUUACCAGAUUUAAAAUGCUGAAGUAUCAGUAACACUGUUGUCUAAAGUAAAUAUAUAAAGAACUAGCUGUUGAUGUAGUAAUCUGUUAGAAACAAGCAUGUCAGGAUAGAAACUGUCCUAUAUCAACUGUCCAUGAAUAACCUGACGAGUGGCAGCUUAUCAUGUAAUGAGUUCAUGCCUAAGGAUGACCGCCCACCGCUCCACAUGUAACAAAAAUGUGAGAACAAAGUGCCUUUUAGUACAGCAAAAAAGUUAAACACAGUAGUUGUAUAUGAAUUAAUUGCAAUUAACUGCUACAAUUAACUGCAUACUUCACCUACAAAUUGAGAUUAAGUUUAGUCCCACUCUUGCCUACUGUUGAUCCAUUUAAUUUGGCACACAUAUACGAAAAGGUAUUUUAUUGAAACUCUAAAUAACAGGUACCCCAAAUUUGCU
Molecule: messenger RNA, 4584 nt
Organism: Cheilinus undulatus (humphead wrasse)
Lineage: Eukaryota; Metazoa; Chordata; Actinopteri; Labriformes; Labridae
Gene: st7l
Product: suppression of tumorigenicity 7 like
Exons: 15
Coding region: 2-1624 (540 amino acids)
Molecular function (GO): protein binding
Source: RefSeq, a predicted model, not a curated record